This is a messenger RNA of Anas platyrhynchos (mallard), 8475 nucleotides long. RefSeq names its product kinetochore scaffold 1 (gene KNL1). NCBI's taxonomy places the organism in Eukaryota, Metazoa, Chordata, Aves, Anseriformes, Anatidae. The record is from RefSeq and is a predicted model, not a curated record. Gene Ontology annotation, biological process: attachment of spindle microtubules to kinetochore; protein localization to kinetochore; cell division. Gene Ontology annotation, cellular component: nucleus.
CCGCCAUGUCGUACGGAGCGCUGGGGGGCGCCAUGUUGUACGUCCUGCCGCCGAGCGGGCGGUUUGGCGCGCGGCGGUUGGGUUUGAACGGCGAGGCGGCGGCGCCCUGAGGGCAGUCCAUGGGAGAGCGAGGUUAUGAGGAAUAUUAACCUGGUAUUCAAAGCCUUGCAUUUUGUUGUGCUCUGCAGGAAACCUUAGUACUGCAUUUUAGAUGAAAAGUACUUCCAACAGAAAUGGACAAGAUUUAUACAGACCCUAACAUGGAAAAUGAUAAUACAGAGCACAUGAGAAGAAGGCGACUGUCCUCUAUUUUAAAGGCUCCACGAAAUCCUCUUGAUGAUUUGGGAAACGGGAAUGAACUCACUCAGGAUAUCAAUAUAGAAAAACGUAGGAAAAACUCCCGACGUGUCAGCUUUGCGAACACCAUAAACUGCAGAGUCUUCCAGCGAGAUCUUAAGAAUAAUGCAGCAGAAAGAGAAAAUGAAGAGUGUGCAGCAGAUACAGGGAAUCAUGUCCUACUUAAUCAAAAUGAAGAACCUGAAGAUGUUCCAUGUGAGAUCACUGGGAUGAACACUUUACUUCAUGCCCCUAUCCAGGCAUUGGUGCAGCAGACUGAGUGCCAUGAUGUGGACAACGCCACUCAAAGAACAAAUAGGCAUGACACAACACUCAUCUUUUCAGAUGAAAAUGAAAUGGAAAUGACAGCUAGUCACACUGCAGUGAUUGCACGUAACCUGAAAAACAAUGAAACUGACAAAACUGAGAAAAUAGAUAUCACAUCAUUUCUGGCUGGGUUAAACUCUAACAGUGGAAAGGCAGAAAUGAGUAAAGAAUUUCAUUUCUCUGUUGAUCCUACAAACCGUGUGUGCCCAUCUUUUGAACAGAAGGAAGAUGCUACUGCGGUAAAAAAAAUAAAUUUCAAUGAAUUUUUGAUACGCUUGAAAUCAAAUGAAAAAGCACUCAAUCCUAUUGAAGGACCUGAAAAAGAAAACCUUUUUUGUGUCUCUUCACAAGUCUCAGAAGACAUGGCACGAUCAUCGGUGGAAUCUGAUUAUUCCCAUGAACCACUGGCCACCAUCAAUGUAACAAAAAUCUUUAGAGAGCAAGAUGAUGGAAUGGAAGUGACAAAAUGCCAAGCAUCUGAUGUUAAAAAUAUGCGUUAUGGUAUUUGUGGGGCUCCACCAGAGCAAUUACCGUGUCCAGAUGUUACUGAGGCAUUUGCAGAUGAUGGAAUGGAUAUGACAACUAGUCACACUGCAAAAAUGUCUUUUCCUUUUGCCAGUGUUGGAAAUCAAAGUCUAAACUUCAAAAAGGAUUUCCCAUCCAUGGAGACAGAUAAUUAUUCUGUAGUAAAGAGAGCAUCUCAUCAGCAAUUAAUUGUAAAGCAGGAUCCUCAACUUUGUACAAACAAAAAAACAGUAAAUGUUGAAGACACUGUAGAUACUACAGUGCCUCAAACUUUUAAGCAAGAGACCAGGGCUUUGUCUGCUAUCCCGGGAUCUGUUUCUUCUGAGACUGUCUUCCGAGGUAAUAAAACUGUUUUUUCGGAAUGUGGUGACAUGGAAAUUACUGGGAAUUACACAUAUGUAAUCUAUAAUGAAAAUGCCAAAGGAAUGAGCAGUUCAUGUCAUAAAACUUUUGAGAAAACAGUUAAUACAAACUCUUUGCCAGUAGAAAGCAGACAUCCAGCACUUGAUGAUGAUACAGAAAGUCUAACAUCUUUAGAUAAUCGAGCUUCUGAGUUACAUAAAACUAAUGCACUUGAACACCUUUCAGGCUCAGAUGGGAGAGCUGAAAGAGUGACCCAAGAUCACAGGACUGCUUCAGUGGAUGUUGGUUUUGAUUCGUGUAGAAAUUCAGUGUCCGCUGGUACCUGUAAGGUGUUUUCAGGAAAAGAUACGGCCUUGACUAAAACUUGUAUUGACAAAGCUGAUGGAAAGAAUGUUGAAAAUGAAUUUCCUCCUGGAGUGUCCAUGUCUGUCACCCGCAAACCACGUUUUCUUGAUAACAGAAUAUCUACAUCUCCCAGUUUAAGUGAGCAGGAAAAAAUGGAAAUAACUAAAUGCCAGACUGUUAUCAUUGAUGAUCAAAGCAUUGGGAUAACUGCAGAAGCAAAACAAAUGCAUGGUAAAAGAAUUCCAGGUGAGAACCACAACAAAAAUGUCAGUGCUGUGGCAAGUUCUUUGGACAGGGACAAGGAAAAUCUUGAGGCAAUUGGUUUUGAUGUGAAUAUGAAAAGAAAACAGCCUAUGGAAAUGAAUACUGAUGAUGUUGAGGUGAUAAUAGUCAAUAAGAAGCUUAGAAAAACAAACUUGCAGGCAAGUGGUCUGAUUUCCUGUGUGAAGAGCGUGUGUUCAUUACAAGAGCAAAAGACAGAAAUCGCAGAAAAUCCUGCCACCACCAACAGUGCAUUCAUGUCUUUGCAAAGUCAAGAAGCUGAUAUAACUCAGCCUUUGAAAAAAACCCUUCAGAAUGCUUCAGUUUCCUGCACAAAUGACAAAACAGACGUGUUUUCAGAUGAUCAAAACAUGGAUGUAACCAAAGCUCAUUCUGUUGCUUUUGAAGUUGCUCCUAUUAAUACAGUACAAGAAUAUGAGAAUAGUCAUAAUCAAAAUAAUGUGAUAUUCAAGCAGCUGCAAAAACAGAUCUCCCGAUUUUCCAAUAAUUCUGGUGUAGAUCCCACUGCAGGUCAGACUGCAGCAAUAGAAUAUAGGGAUUUUAAAAGGAGCUUGGAUAAACAAACUGUUACUCCUUUAUCUGCAAAUGGUAUGUUCAUUUCUAGUAGUGAAACUGCUCCCUCUGGAAAUACAAGAAAUGUACAACCUGCAAAAGUACUAGGUAUAAAUGCAGAUUGCCAGAACUCUGACAGGCAAGUGAAAACCCAUACUGUGAAGGUAGUAGACAAUGCACUGCCAACUCGAGAAGAAUCUGAGAGAGAUUUCCUGAUCAGCAAAACAGUUUCAUCACAAGAGGAUUUGAAAAAUCCUCUGUCAGUCAAUGGCCUGCACUCAGGUAUUGAAGAGAAGUUACGAACUAAUACAUCUGAACAACAGAAGAGAAGUUCCAAGUUGCCUUCCUUUUCAGAAAAGUCUGUUUUAUUUCCCUCUGGUGAAAACAUGGACUUGACUGAAAGCUAUGCAGCAAUUUCUCCUGAUCAAAACAUCCAUAUGAUAUUACCAGGAAGAAAAGCAGCAUCAGUACAUGUUGUUGAAGAUGAAAAUAAAACAUUAUCUUUAAAAAGAGAGGUCAUGAUGACAAUAAACAGUCAGGAGCAGCCUGGGUGCAAUACGUACUCCUUGGUAUCUGGUAAGAAAAUGUUAACUAUGACUGGUUUAAAGCAUUUCGUAGAUGAGAAAACUACCAUAUUUUCGGAAGAUGCUGACAUGGACAUCACAAGAAGUCAUACGGUUUCAGGAGAAAACAAAAUAAUUUUGCUGCCUAAAAGUUCAAGCAAUGACAUACCCUUUGUUUCUGGGGAUAAAACUUGUGUUUUUACAGACAAUAAUGACAUGGAAAUAAGUAGAUUUGAUACUGUUGGAAUUGAUAAAUCUGUGGAAAAGGCUGCAGCUGGAGGGAUGCUUAGCAGAGCUAAUAGGACUGAAAGGAAAAGCUCCAAGGGAACAACAGGGGAAAAGACUGUUUUAUUUUCACAGAGUAAUGAGGAUAAUGACAUGGAGAUCACAGAGAGCCAUACGGCUGCAAUAGGCCAUGAAAUUGUCUCCCAAAAAGAGGUCAGGCUUCAUUCUCUGUCUUCAGCUCAGCCUGUUAAAGCUGUUAAGUUCACAAGUAACCAGAGUUAUGUGGACAUUACUAUGUCUUGCCCUGCUGAUAAAAUUACAGUAAAACUUUUACAUGAUGAUAACUUGAACUUGAAUAAAGAGGUUGAACAGGAUGCUCCUUCAAACAGUGAUGCUACUGUGCUUCCUGUGGAUGAUAUGGAAAUCACUAAAACCCAUAACGUAACUUUGGAAGCAAAUUCUCUGUGGGCUAGGCAACCCAAUCGGUCUGUUCCUCUAUGUUCCACAAUUAUUUUUACAAAUGACAAGGCUGAUAUGGAAAUGACCAGCUAUCUCCCUGAUGAUGAAAGUACUGAAAGAGUCAUGUGUGAGGACAGAGUAAACCCAGCUAAGCAGGUUGGACAGGAGGCUCUUUCAGGUAACAAAACAGUUGUUUUUACUUCUGCUGAGGAUAUGGAAAUCACUAAAACUCAUACAGCUGUGUUAAGAGGUGAUGUGUGGGACAGAGGGUUAGUUCCAGCCAUUUCUGCAGUUCCUGCUGAUCAGACCACUGUGUUUCCACACAAACAAGAUGAUAUGGAAAUAACCGUAUCUCAUACAGUUGCUGUUAAUAACAAUAUGGAAGGAUUUGAGAACCAGCAAGUGUCACGUAAAAGCACUCGACAACCAGGCUUGCAUAGUGCAUCGUUGUCUGCUUGCAGAGAUGAAGUAGAUUCUCUGCAAGUAAAAGAUCUGAAUGGUGAGUAUCUUAAAAAAUCUAAUGAUAACCUCACCACUCCUGCUUCAUCAACCUCAGCAUUUCCUACUGAGAAGGGAGCUGCCAAAGUUCACAGUGGUGCAAUACCAGAUUCCGUUUAUUCUGUCUCACUUCCAGAAGACACUCCGGAUGUCCGGGCACCACAGGAUCUUGACCUUGCCACGGAUAAUUCAGUUCCUGUAAACAGUCAGCAGGAUCUUGUACAGCCAGGAAAACUGAAAUUAAAGAGAGUGCCUUUCAGAUUUCCAGGUAAUGCCCCCUUGGAGUGCAGUGAAGAAACUGGAGAUGUGGUAUCCCGUGUUUCUCUUCCUGUUCAGCAAUCGGAUUCUUUGAAGAGUCCUCCAGAUGGACUUAGUAGUCAGACAAACCAGGUAUUGAAAGAUAAUUCAUCUAGGCAUGAAGAUCUAGAUGCAGUUUUAGCCAAGGAUGGAGCAGUUCCAGUUUCUGACAGCGAAUCAAAGGAAAAUGAGAGGCUGUCAGCUGAAGGGGAAGUACUUCCAACAGACUUCCAAAUAAAAUCUGAACAAACUAAGCAACCUUUGGUCAGUGACAGUCCAAGAGAUCCAGUAGAUCCUACUCUUCUACCUAAAUUAUCAGGUAUUUUAAAUGUUUGUUCAAAACUGGAAAAUAUUAGAAGGAAAUCUAUAGUUGUCUCUGUUCCUGAAACUACUGUUUCUGACCAGCUGCAUAAGUUACCAACUCAACCAGAGGAUACCUUGAGGUUAGGAAAAAAUACCAUAAAUGAACAAGAUAAUUUAUUUUAUCCCAAAGAGCAGGAGAAUGCAUGUCUUGAAUCUGGAGCAGCUCCUGUAGGUACGAAUUUAGGUAUGGCACUUAAGGACAAAUAUCAAGGAAUAAAUGUCCCUCUAGGUAUCUUCCAGCCUAAACUACCACGCAGAAGAAAUCCUUCUGUUUCUAACGUGCAAGACAUAAAUGCAAAAUCUUCAGAGAAAGUAGAAGCACUGGUUUCAGAAUUAAACCUAAACACCGGUGAAGCACCAGAUUACACCAAAUCUAGUAGGCAGAACUUCAGCCCUUCUCGGUUUAUAGCAGAAGAAUUUCUUCCCAUAUGCCAAGAAGCAAUGGAUUCGAAUGAUUCUGUAAGCUUUGGAUCUGUGGAAGAUGGUUGCAAUGAGAUAAACAAGAGAAACAUCUCCCACAAUGAACAGGUUAAACGUGAAGAAACAAAAACUUCUUGCAAGAGCACAAAAAGAGCUUUGGAACAAGAUGAGGAGGAUCUUCAAAGUCUAAAGAAGCUCAAGGCAGAAGAAAGCUUGGUUGGUGGGACCUCCCUUGACUUGCAGGUUACUUCUGGCGCUCUGUCUCAAAGCCAAGUAGAUGUUCGUGAAGGUGAAGAUCUUCCAAAUCUAUCAGCUAAAAACCUGGACUGUACUCAAGCCAACAGCAGCAGCUCUCUAGAUUCUGUUAAGGCUGACACAGAAUUAACAAUUCAGCGAUGCAGUCAGAUGGAGUCUCAGCUUCUCACAGACAGCCUCUGUGAAGAUAAUUUAUGGGAGAAAUUUCAGAGUGGUGUUAUCACAGUUGGAGAGUUUUUUACGCUUCUUCAAGUCCAUAUUCCAAUUCAGAAGCCCCGACAGAGCCAUCUUCCAGCCAAUUGUGCUGUCAGUGCACCACCAACUCCAGAAGACCUGAUUCUCAGCCAAUAUGUUUAUCGCCCCAAGCUGCGUAUUUAUGAAGAAGAUUGCCAGGUCCUUUCCCAGAUGAUAGAUGAAUUAAAACAGUAUGUAAGCGUCCAGGAUCAACCACUGGUGAACGUGAAUAAGAGUUUGUGGGAAGUAAUGAGAACCUGCUCUGAUGAAGAGCUGAAGAGCUUUGGAGCAGAACUGAACAAAAUGAAAUCCUAUUUCAUCAAAGAAAGUAAAAUCUUGGCUCACAAUGAGAAAGAGGCAUUAUACAGCAAAUUACUGCAGAGUGCACAGGAACAAUAUGAAAAGCUACAGUCAAGAAUAGCAAAUGUGGAUGAAUUGCUCAAGGAGGCAGAAAGCUGUCUGGCUGAACUGGAAGCAGAUUCUGAAUGGGAAGAUUGUGAGACAGACUGCAGUGAGGAAAUGGCAGAAGAGGACUCUGAAUCAAAAAAACUAGAGGAAGAAUUGGCAAGCCUCAAAGCUCAAGAAGAGGAACUUGAAAGAGAACUGUCAGAUCUGGAGACUGAGAAUGAGCAAAUGUUUGUUCAGUUGAAACAUCUACAGGAAAAAGAAAAAAGCUGCGAGGAACUCCUGGAGAGAUACAACUUCCCUGAGUGGGAGAUUAGUGAAUGGACUGAACAACAGGCAGUCUUUAAUUUUCUUUAUGAUUCAAUUGAACUUACAGUCGUAUUUGGACCCCCAAUAGAUGGUGAUGUUUUUGGUGAAAAUCCUUCCAGAAAGAUAGUUAGCCUGAGCUUUGAAUCUCUCUUGGAUGAGGAAAAAGCUCCACUCUUCUCAUGUUUAGUCCAUAGACUUGUCUUCCAGUUUAUUGAAAGUCAGGGCUGCUGGCAAGAAAAGUGUCCCACACUGCAAUAUUUGCCUCAGGUGCUUCAUGAUGUCUCUUUGGUGGUGAGUCGCUGCAGGAUCUUAGGAGAGGAGAUAGAAUUUCUGGAGAGAUGGGGCGGAAAAUUUAAUCUUCUGAAGACAGAUAUCAAUGACACAAAUUUGAAGCUUUUGUUCUCCAGUUCCACAGCUUUUGCAAAGUUUGAGGUGACUCUGUCUUUAUCUUCCAACUACCCAGCUACUUCACUGCCUUUUACUGUCCAAAAACAAAUAGGAAAUAUUGGACACGAGGAAAUUUCUGCUGUUCUGUCCAAUGUACCAGUUGGUUACCACUAUCUGCGGAGAAUGGUGAGCUUGAUCCAUCAAAAUUUGCUCCAGGAUGCCAGAUGAUUCGCUAGAUCCAAGUGCAGGACUGAAGAAGUCAAACUGGACAAUCUUUGACGUUAGCCUCAUAAGAAUUCAAGGUCUCUCUCACCAGAAUGGGAAUGUUGUUGGCUUCUCAGCUCUCUAGGAAUCUUGUUUAGUACCUGCUUGAUAUCGAGGAUGCUCAAUGUAGACCACAAGCUUUUCUUUUGUACCAAACUAUAAAUGGAGAAGUCUCUGAAGAGGACGAGGAAAAGUUUCUUAACUCUUCUUUUAAUCCAGUCUACCUUUUCUUCUAAUCACCAGUGGUCUUGGCCUCCUUUUAUAGUCUUUCCUAGUAUGAAUAUUCUUCUGACAUAACUUGUUAAUUUUAUUCUGGAUUGAUUUACAGAGCUCUUGCGUGAAACAAUAAUGAUUAUUUUCUAAAUUAACACGACUGGAAUUUCCUUUCAUUAGCAUUACUUCUUCACUGUAUAACACUCUAACAUAUCACAUCAAUUUUGAUCUCUAUCAGUUUCCCAGAACCCUUCCCAAAACACAGAAUGAUAGUCUUGCUUCCGAUUAACCAAAUAACCUGUAAUAAUUAGACAAUUGGCCAAAGCUGAAAAGACUUCGGUCAUGAAGACUACAGAUCUCUGUGCUUGACCAUGGACAUCAGAAUGCAACAGACUUGGAGUCACCAGGUUCAAUCUGUGUGAGCUGUUACAACACAAAGUUCGUUCUGAUGUUCUGUGCGCAGGUCUUCGUCCAGUCCAGUCUCUCUCUUCAUUUUGGUACGUUGUCUGAGGUUGUAAUGAGUUAGAAUUUUAGUGAGGAGACAGCUAUUUAAAUUUAGGAGGCGUCUGUAAUAUCAUUGGUGCAGUCCAGAUUGAUUUUGUAUAUAAUUUAUAUAUUAUGUAGGUUGAGCAGUUGGAAUUGAUAUAAUGCUGAUUGAAUUCAUGGUGUUGAAGCGCCUACCAUUUCUAAGCAAUCCACUCUGUAGGCUGACACCAUUUUUUGUAACUCUGUAAAAUACAUUGAAUUUGAAGAUGUUUUCAUGUGUUUAAAGUGUUGAUGUAUUUUUGUCCUUUUACAUUUUUUUUGUUUCUAUUUGCAAGGUGGAUGUUAAUUAAACAUUUGAAUAACUGUU